Messenger RNA from Lepisosteus oculatus (spotted gar), 1845 nucleotides. RefSeq names its product NMD3 ribosome export adaptor (gene nmd3). The record is from RefSeq and is a predicted model, not a curated record. NCBI's taxonomy places the organism in Eukaryota, Metazoa, Chordata, Actinopteri, Semionotiformes, Lepisosteidae. Gene Ontology annotation, cellular component: nucleus; cytoplasm. Gene Ontology annotation, biological process: ribosomal large subunit export from nucleus. Gene Ontology annotation, molecular function: ribosomal large subunit binding.
GAAGACAAUUCAACGAGAUGAGCAUGCAUCUUGUUUUUAAGAUUGUUAAGUGACACUUAAGUUAAUGUAACUCAGCUUGGACAAAAUUACUGCUAGGAAGAUAACGGCUGUUAUUUUGAGAGAGAGAAGUGAAGAAGAUGGAGUAUAUGAAAACCCCAGCAAGCAACAUUCAGGGCAACAUUUUGUGCUGUGAGUGUGGUACCCCAAUACCCCCGAAUCCAGCCAAUAUGUGUGUUGCUUGUUUGCGAACUCAAGUUGACAUCACUGAAGGGAUUCCGAAGCAAGUCUCUGUUCAUUUUUGCAAGCAGUGCGAAAGGUACCUUCAGCCUCCUGGAACAUGGAUACAAUGUGCUUUAGAAUCCAGAGAACUGCUUGCCUUGUGUCUCAAGAAACUGAAAGCAUCAAUGAGUAAGGUUCGCCUGAUAGAUGCAGGAUUCCUGUGGACUGAGCCACAUUCUAAAAGAAUUAAACUGAAGCUCUCAGUACAGAAAGAGGUCAUGAACGGAGCGAUCCUGCAGCAGGUAUUUGUCAUCGAGUUUGUCAUCCAGCCACAGAUGUGUGAUGACUGUCACCGUGUUGAAGCCAAGGAUUACUGGAAGGCAGUAGUACAAGUCAGGCAGAAGACUGUUCAUAAGAAGACAUUCUACUACCUUGAGCAGCUGAUUCUGAAGCAUAAAUUACAUCAGAAUACGCUUCGUAUUAAGGAAAUCCAUGAGGGCAUUGAUUUUUACUACGGUUCAAAGCAAAAUGCACAAAAAAUGGUGGAUUUCUUGCAGUGCACAGUCCCUUGCAGGUCUAAAGCAUCACAGAGACUGAUUUCUCAUGACAUCCAUUCUAACACGUACAACUACAAAAGUACUUUCUCCGUAGAAAUCGUACCUGUGUGCAAGGACAAUGUAGUGUGCCUGGCGCCCCGUCUGGCCCAAAGCCUGGGAAACAUGGGUCAGAUCUGCGUGUGCAUCAGGGUCACGAGCACCAUUCACCUCAUUGACCCCAAUACUCUGCAGAUUGCUGAGGUUGAUGGAAACACCUACUGGCGCUACCCGUUCCAUAGCCUCUGCAGCCCACGGCAGCUGGAGGAGUUUAUUGUGAUGGACGUAGAAAUUAUCCGCGAUCACAAGCAAGGAGCUGGUGCUGGAAUGAGGUCGAAUAAACACACCCUUGCCGAAGUGUGGGUGCAGAAGACCUCGGAGAUGAACACGAGCCAGCAGUAUCACUGCCGCACUUUCCUGGGGCACCUGCUCAACCACGGGGACCUUGUUUUGGGUUUUGACCUGGCAAAUGCCAACAUCAAUGACGAGUUUGUGAACAAGAUGAACCCUCAUCAUGUUCCUGAUGUGGUGCUAAUUAAGAAGAGCUAUGACAGAAACAAGCGCCAGAGACGCAGGAACUGGAAGCUGAAGGAAAUGGAGAAAGACCGCGAGGGGAUGGAAACGGAUGAUGAAAGGCAAUAUCAAGAUUUCCUGGAAGACCUGGAAGAAGAUGAAGCUCUUAGGAAGAAUAUUAACAUUUUUAGAGAUGCUUCAAGAAUCCCAGUGGAAAGCGACACUGAUGAUGAUGGUGCACCUAGGAUAUCUUUGAUGGAAAUGCUGGAGGAUCUGAAGAUCUCUGAAGAUGCCACUGGUGGAGAGGGAGCAUCGAUGAUGACUGAAUAAACGGAAUAUACUAGUUUAUCUUAUUUUUGCAGAUUAGAUCAUGAUUGGAUAAUACACAUUGUCAAGUGCUUUGACGCUUGGCCAUUUUCUUCUCUGAAUAGUGCUUUUAAUGCAUUACUGAUAAAAAUCCAUCGAAGUGUUUGGCAUGGUUCUUUCUAAAAUAAAUGCCUACAUGCACCUUGAAAUGGGA